Molecule: messenger RNA, 542 nt
Organism: Cucurbita moschata (crookneck pumpkin)
Lineage: Eukaryota; Viridiplantae; Streptophyta; Magnoliopsida; Cucurbitales; Cucurbitaceae
Exons: 2
Coding region: 91-342 (83 amino acids)
Source: RefSeq, a predicted model, not a curated record
UGCCAUUCCCACCCUCUUCUUCCACAAUUCAAACGGCUCCUAAACCCUACUUUGUAUUUCUCUCUCUCUUUUUCAAGUCCGACGGCAGAAAUGAAAUCGGCGGCGUUACCUUCUUCAGUGGAAGCUUUGAGAAAUGGAGAAGGAAUCGCCUCCGCCCUAUCUUCUUCCGAUCAGUCUCGUCUAUUGCUUGCCACUAGACCUCCCAGGCAAGUAGUAUCGAUAUUAACUUGUUCAAAGCUAUGUGGUAUUUGCUUUGUUGCCGGGGUGGUGGUUGGUUACUCGUUAAAGCGACGCGUGAAUCGAUGGGUUUCCAAGCUAUUGAGGAGAUUAAAAGAGGAUUGAUAAGUCCAUCCCUUUGUUCUGGUAUGCCACUUUCAUUGAUUAUAAUUUAUAGAAUUGAAUUACUGAUUUGUUGCCCAAUUUAGAGCAGGAAGAUGAACAUUCCUAGCUCAUUACCGGCUCAUUAUUGGACAAUUACUUGUUCACAAGCAUGGAGUUAAUGAUUUGAAUUUUCCAUCUAAUGAAAAAUCAUUUUUGCUCCA